CGCGGCUGGGGCUCGGCAGGAAUUAAGAAGCCGAGAAGAUGGAGAGCCGCGCACUCCUCGCCCAGCCCGGGCUCCGGACCAGGGACACCGGCUGGGCGCUCCUCUAUUUCCUCUGCUGCGUCCUCCCCCAGACCGCCCCGCAAGUACUCAGGAUCGGAGGGAUUUUUGAAACUGUGGAAAACGAACCUGUUAAUGUUGAAGAAUUAGCAUUCAAGUUCGCAGUCACCAGCAUUAACAGAAAUCGAACCCUGAUGCCUAACACCACGUUAACCUAUGACAUCCAGAGAAUUAAUCUUUUUGAUAGUUUUGAAGCCUCGCGGAGAGCCUGCGACCAGCUGGCUCUUGGUGUGGCUGCUCUCUUUGGCCCCUCCCACAGUUCCUCUGUCAGCGCUGUGCAGUCAAUUUGCAAUGCUCUCGAAGUUCCACACAUACAGACCCGCUGGAAACACCCAUCGGUGGACAACAAAGACUUGUUUUACAUCAACCUGUACCCAGAUUAUGCAGCUAUCAGCAGGGCGGUCCUGGAUCUGGUCCUCUACUACAACUGGAAGACAGUGACAGUGGUGUAUGAAGACAGCACAGGCCUCAUUCGUCUACAAGAGCUCAUCAAAGCUCCCUCCAGAUAUAACAUUAAAAUCAAAAUCCGCCAGCUGCCCUCUGGGAAUAAAGAUGCCAAGCCUUUACUCAAGGAGAUGAAGAAGGGCAAGGAGUUCUAUGUGAUAUUUGAUUGUUCACAUGGGACAGCUGCUGAAAUCCUUAAGCAGAUUCUGUUUAUGGGCAUGAUGACUGAGUACUAUCACUACUUUUUCACAACCCUGGACUUAUUUGCUUUAGAUCUGGAACUCUAUAGGUACAGUGGUGUAAACAUGACCGGGUUUCGGCUGCUUAAUAUUGACAACCCUCGCGUGUCCUCCAUCAUUGAGAAGUGGUCCAUGGAGAGACUGCAGGCCCCCCCCAGGCCAGAGACUGGCCUUUUGGAUGGCAUGAUGACAACUGAAGCGGCUCUGAUGUAUGAUGCCGUGUACAUGGUGGCCAUUGCCUCCCACCGGGCUUCCCAGCUGACCGUCAGCUCCUUACAGUGUCAUCGACACAAGCCAUGGCGCCUUGGACCCAGAUUUAUGAACCUAAUUAAAGAGGCUCGGUGGGAUGGCCUGACCGGGCGUAUCACCUUCAAUAAAACCGAUGGCUUGAGGAAGGAUUUUGAUCUGGAUAUUAUUAGUCUCAAAGAGGAAGGAACUGAAAAGAUUGGGAUUUGGAACUCCAACAGUGGCCUUAACAUGACCGAUGGCAACAAAGACAGGUCCAACAACAUCACUGAUUCACUGGCCAACCGAACACUCAUAGUCACCACCAUUUUGGAAGAACCCUAUGUGAUGUACAGGAAAUCUGAUAAGCCUUUGUAUGGAAAUGACAGAUUUGAAGGGUAUUGCCUGGAUCUGUUGAAAGAAUUGUCAAACAUCUUGGGCUUCAUUUAUGAUGUCAAACUCGUCCCUGAUGGCAAAUAUGGAGCCCAGAAUGACAAAGGAGAGUGGAAUGGAAUGGUCAAAGAACUUAUAGAUCAUAAGGCUGAUCUGGCAGUGGCUCCUCUAACCAUUACCUAUGUUCGGGAGAAAGUCAUUGACUUCUCCAAGCCCUUCAUGACCCUGGGUAUCAGCAUUCUCUACCGGAAGCCCAAUGGUACCAAUCCAGGAGUGUUCUCCUUCCUCAACCCCCUGUCUCCUGACAUUUGGAUGUAUGUGCUCUUAGCCUGCUUGGGAGUCAGUUGUGUACUCUUUGUGAUUGCAAGGUUUACACCCUACGAGUGGUAUAACCCCCACCCAUGCAACCCUGACUCAGAUGUGGUGGAAAACAAUUUUACUUUACUAAAUAGUUUCUGGUUUGGAGUUGGCGCUCUCAUGCAGCAAGGAUCAGAGCUGAUGCCCAAAGCUCUAUCAACCAGAAUAGUUGGCGGGAUAUGGUGGUUUUUCACCUUAAUCAUCAUUUCAUCCUACACUGCCAACCUGGCUGCCUUCUUGACAGUGGAGAGAAUGGAAUCCCCCAUAGAUUCAGCAGAUGAUCUGGCAAAGCAAACCAAGAUAGAAUAUGGGGCAGUCAGAGAUGGAUCCACAAUGACCUUCUUCAAGAAAUCAAAGAUAUCUACCUAUGAGAAGAUGUGGGCAUUUAUGAGCAGCAGGCAGCAGACAGCCCUGGUAAAAAACAGUGAUGAAGGGAUCCAACGAGUACUCACCACUGACUAUGCCCUAUUGAUGGAGUCCACCAGCAUUGAGUAUGUGACGCAGAGAAAUUGCAACCUCACUCAGAUUGGGGGCCUCAUUGACUCCAAAGGCUAUGGAGUGGGAACACCUAUCGGCUCUCCUUACCGGGAUAAAAUCACUAUCGCUAUCCUUCAACUACAAGAGGAGGGCAAACUGCAUAUGAUGAAAGAAAAGUGGUGGCGGGGAAAUGGCUGCCCAGAGGAAGACAGCAAAGAGGCCAGUGCUCUGGGAGUAGAAAAUAUUGGGGGCAUAUUCAUUGUUCUGGCUGCUGGACUGGUCCUCUCUGUAUUUGUAGCCAUUGGAGAAUUUAUAUACAAAUCACGGAAGAACAGUGAUAUUGAACAGUGUCUCUCUUUCAAUGCCAUCAUGGAAGAACUGGGAAUCUCACUCAAAAAUCAGAAAAAGCUAAAGAAAAAGUCAAGAACUAAGGGGAAAUCUCCCUUCACAAGUAUCCUUACUUGUCAUCAGAGACGAACUCAGAGGAAAGAGACUGUGGCAUGAUCCAAGAAAACACCUGCAGGCAGCUUUCAGGAAGGAAAACGAUACGCUCACUACAGGUUUUGGGGAGGAAAGAUUCCUGACAAGUGUGUGAUGUGUUUCCCUGUAUCUAUAUUCAUAACUCUGGGUAUGCAUAUAGAUAUGCGAAAUACAACAGCUUUAAAAAGCUCACAGAGACAGAUAUUACUUGGGAAGUGCCACUGGAUCUUUUAAAAUGAAUUUGUAUGCUCACUUAUUUUGCCUUUUCUCCUUCUUCUCGAUAAAUUGCUGUGUGUGCUUUCUAAAUAAUAAUAAAUCAACAGGGUUUUUUUUUCCAGAA
This is a messenger RNA of Lynx canadensis (Canada lynx), 3072 nucleotides long. It is a transcript of the gene GRIK1, whose product is annotated as glutamate ionotropic receptor kainate type subunit 1. The transcript is spliced from 16 exons. The record is from RefSeq and is a predicted model, not a curated record. Gene Ontology annotation, molecular function: kainate selective glutamate receptor activity; transmitter-gated monoatomic ion channel activity involved in regulation of postsynaptic membrane potential. The coding region runs from base 39 to 2756 and encodes 905 amino acids. Gene Ontology annotation, biological process: synaptic transmission, glutamatergic; modulation of chemical synaptic transmission; monoatomic ion transport. Gene Ontology annotation, cellular component: plasma membrane; presynaptic membrane; postsynaptic membrane. NCBI's taxonomy places the organism in Eukaryota, Metazoa, Chordata, Mammalia, Carnivora, Felidae.